AUGGCGGCAGCCAUAUCUACGCCAACCACCACUUCGUACCAGGCAAGCACGCCGCUGCCACCCAUACCCACAACUCAUUCGCCAAGAUUCGCUCAUGGUAAAGCGUUGCUUCGGCUGCAAUUGCACACGUUGACAGUUUUGAAGGAAACAAUUGAUGAACGCGACGAACCAGUCCCUGUCCUUCAGGAAGGAGAUCAGGACUUGGCUAUUGUUGUUGAAGUGGAUGAGAUUGUCGUUCCACGUUUCGAUGAGGACCUCAUGGUUGUGGAAGAGCAGAAUGGCGAAGGCGUUCUGGAAAGAGAAAGGCGCGGAUUCAUUAGAAGAGCCAUUGAGGGUUUAUACUUCACGUUCGAAAGGGUAUUUGGUGGCUUCUGA
Pleurotus ostreatus (oyster mushroom) is the source of this 375-nucleotide messenger RNA. RefSeq lists its product as uncharacterized. The coding region runs from base 1 to 375 and encodes 124 amino acids. Lineage: Eukaryota; Fungi; Basidiomycota; Agaricomycetes; Agaricales; Pleurotaceae. The transcript has 4 exons. The record is from RefSeq and is a predicted model, not a curated record.